AUGGUCACCAACAUCCAAUCGCAAUACCAACUCCCUCGAGAUUUCCAAGGCUUCGGCGCCGCCUCCCACGACUGCAAAUGGCCCAACGGCGCUCGCAUCGCCGUCUCCUUCGUCCUCAACUACGAAGAAGGCGGCGAGCGUAGUAUCCUCGAGGGAGACGCACACAGCGAGCCCUACCUCUGGGAAAAAGGCAGUUCGGGAGGUCACCGAGAAGGCGCACGCUACCUCAACGCCGAACAAGACUUUGAGUACGGAUCUCGCGUCGGAGUGUGGCGUUUAAUGCGUCUGUUUGCGGAAUUUGAUUGGAAAAUUACCGUGUAUGCGGUGGCGAGGGCGAUGCAGUUGAAUCCGGAGUUUGGGAAAUAUUGUGUGCAAACGGGACAUGAAAUUGCGAAUCAUGGGAUGCGAUGGUUGGAUUUUCAUGAAUUGGAUCCCGAACAGGAUAAACACUAUGUCAAGGAUUCGCAACGCUUGUUGUAUGAAGUCACGGGCGAGUUUCCUGUCGGCGUGUAUUUUGGAAGGUCUACUGCGAACACGCCGGGAAGAUUGGCGGAAGACUUCAAGGAGAUGCACAAGGAACUUGGCACGCCCAAGCUGCUGUAUAGCUCCGAGUGCUAUAAUGAUGAUGUGCCGUAUUGGGUCGAUUUACCGUAUGAGGAGGAUUUGCCAGACGAGGAAAAGGAAGGUAUGCUGCUCGUGCCUUACAACUACGAUUGCAAUGACGGCAAAUUCCACAUGGCGCCAGGCUUCACCUCCAGCGCCGGCCAACUCUACGAGCAGUACUUGAAAUCGACCUUCGACAUGCUCUAUCGCGAAGGAGGCAAAAUGAUGAAUAUUCCCUUGCACUCACGCAUCACAGGGAAAGCGGGCAGAGCAGAGGCGUUGCGAAAUUUUAUGCGCUAUAUUUCGGACAAGGAGGGCGUCUGGGUGACGACUAGGCGGUCGAUUGCGAAUCAUUAUCGGGCGACGUUUCCGUAUAAGCCGGGUUCCCGAGCAGGUGGUGGCGCGUGA
Molecule: messenger RNA, 1011 nt
Organism: Sphaerulina musiva SO2202
Lineage: Eukaryota; Fungi; Ascomycota; Dothideomycetes; Mycosphaerellales; Mycosphaerellaceae
Product: carbohydrate esterase family 4 protein
Exons: 2
Coding region: 1-1011 (336 amino acids)
Biological process (GO): carbohydrate metabolic process
Molecular function (GO): hydrolase activity, acting on carbon-nitrogen (but not peptide) bonds
Source: RefSeq, a predicted model, not a curated record